GGCAACGCUGCCAACUGUCAAAUUAACUCAUUUCGGUUUUAAUUUUAACAUUGUUUUAACUUUUUUGUAGUGCACAAAUGUACAAUUAUUUAAACACUGCAGCGGAGCGUAAAGUUGUCACAUUUGAAAACGGCAAUAGACGCACAAUUGCGCUCUAAAUUGCCAAUUAGCCGCACACACAGACACACUGAGAGGGCAAGCAACGUGCAACUUUGGAAGAUUACCGAACAAAUUGUUUAAAUUGUUGUUGCCACUAAAUUAAGCAGACAUAUAGAUGUUAAAGUUUAUGAUAAACGACGCCGUUGGCUAUGCGCGCACCAAUGUGCGAGAGUUUAGUCUCAAUGCGUUGCGACUAUUGCCACAAUUGCCACAGCUAAGUCCCUACGAUGUGAAUCUGGCGCUAAAGGAGAACGAGUUUGUGUAUAAUUUUCCAGUGGAAGGCAUAAUACACAGCUAUGAAACAAAUCAGCUUGGCUCCAACUCACCCUGUGAGGAUUCACGCACCGAGGCAAGUUUGCUUCAUCGCAAUGGCUUCAUAUGCGGCAUCUUCGAUGGACAUGCCGGUGCUGCCUGCGGUCAAGUGGUAUCCAAGCGGCUGCUGCGCUAUAUAUCAGCGGGCACGCUGCCGCGUCAGGUGUUGAAGGAGCAGCUCAGCCAGGGCUGCAGCAGUCAGAGCUUCCUCAAAUGCCACAACGAUAAUGUGGACUUUGUGAGCGAAAUACGUCCCAUCUAUGAGCACAGCUUCCAGCAAUAUAUAAAGCAAUUAAGCAAUGAGCCGCAACGUGAUGUGGCCAGCGAACUGCAGCAUGCGUUUGUGCAGUUGGAUGAGCAUUUAUCUCAGGAAGCGCUGACCACCAGCGAUGUGCGCACCAUGGGCGUCGCCUUGUCGGGCGCUGUAGCUUGUCUGGUGCAUUUGGAGGGACUGCAGCUGCAUGUGGCCAGCACUGGAGAUUGCGGCGCUGUGUUGGGCGUGCUGGAUCCACAGACCAAUCAAUGGCAGCCCAAGAAACUGAACAACGAACAUAAUGUAGAUAAUUUGCAAGAGGUGCGACGCAUACUUGCGGAGCAUCCACGGGAGGAGCAAGAGACCGUUAUACGCAAUGGCCGCCUCUUGAGUCAACUGGCGCCAUUGCGUGCCUUUGGCGAUUAUCGCUACAAAUGGUCUGUGGACACAAUGCAACAAAAGGUGGUGCCCAUGUUCGGGGAGCAGGUGAUGCCACCCAAUUAUUAUACGCCACCGUACCUGACUGCUCGUCCGGAUGUGCAGCAGCACGAGCUGUGCGCCAACGACAAAUUUCUAGUCAUUGCCAGUGAUGGACUGUGGGACUUUCUAACGCCCAGCGAAGUUGUUAGUCUAGUGGGCGAGCAUAUUAACUCCAAAAAGAUUCUCGAACCCAUGCGCCUGCCGCCCGGCGAGGUCAAGCUCAAGCAGAUAUCCGCGCAGUUAGCGGAACGCAAAGCUGGCCUUACCCGCAAGCCCGUUGAUCAGAAUGCUGCAACGCAUUUGAUACGCCAUGCCCUGGGCGCCACGGAUUAUGGCAUUGAGCAUUCGAAGAUCUCAUACUAUUUGUCGCUGCCCAAGGAUGUGGUGCGUCUGUAUCGCGACGAUAUCACCAUUACCGUCAUCUACUUCAACUCGGAGCAUAUUGCCAAGCUGAAAGGCGAUCAGUCUUCUUCGCAGGCGCCAGGCGCUUGAUUGUGUGCCUCAAGUCCAAGUUAAACAUUAAUACUAUUUAUUAACUAAGAAGUUGUUGCGUUUAAGUGUUGUUUGUAGAUUUUUAAACUAAAGAGCAAAACUGUUUUUUUGUUAUCAUUGUCCUUUGAGCAGGACGAUGGCCAGCGCUUGCCGCUGGCUCUGAAAUGCAAUUAAUAAUAAAUUGAAAUAAAUACGAAUAUACCUCGCUUAACGGCUACAAAUAGUUCUU
Drosophila busckii is the source of this 1925-nucleotide messenger RNA. RefSeq names its product pyruvate dehydrogenase [acetyl-transferring]-phosphatase 1, mitochondrial (gene Pdp). Gene Ontology annotation, molecular function: protein serine/threonine phosphatase activity. The coding region runs from base 275 to 1696 and encodes 473 amino acids. The record is from RefSeq and is a predicted model, not a curated record. Lineage: Eukaryota; Metazoa; Arthropoda; Insecta; Diptera; Drosophilidae. The transcript has 3 exons. Gene Ontology annotation, biological process: protein dephosphorylation.